Molecule: messenger RNA, 1014 nt
Organism: Fusarium odoratissimum NRRL 54006
Lineage: Eukaryota; Fungi; Ascomycota; Sordariomycetes; Hypocreales; Nectriaceae
Exons: 2
Coding region: 1-1014 (337 amino acids)
Source: RefSeq, a predicted model, not a curated record
AUGGCAUUCACUGCAUACGCCGAGGAGCAUUUGCGCCCAAACGGGCCCAGCGAUGCGCGCCCUACCGCACUCCGAGUUGUCCGUGAUCUGAAGCUCGACGGAAAGCUAGAAGGACGAGUGUUCGUUGUUACAGGCGGCACCUCUGGCAUCGGCUACCAAGUCGCGCGGGCAAUACAUGCCACUGGUGCCGACCUCUACAUUACCGGCCGCGACUCUAACAAAGGUGAGUUAGUUGCGACCGAGCUUGUUGAAGAUGGACGACCCGGUAGAGUGGUUUUUGUUCAGAUCGAACUAGACUCUCUUGCAAGUGUUCGAGAUGGAGCUGCCGAAAUUCUGGAAAAGUCUGGUGGAAAAGUCAAUGUGCUCAUUAACAAUGCUGGUAUCAUGAUGUGUCCCUAUGAAAAGACUAAGGAUGGUUUUGAGUCUCAGUUUGGUAUCAAUCAUCUCGGCCACUUCCAACUUUUUUACAAGCUCAAGUCAGCAUUGCUUUCCAGCGCGACACCAGAAUACGCAUCUCGUGUCGUCAAUCUCACGUCGUCGGGACACCGGCUGGCCCCCCUUGAUACAGACGACUAUAACAUCACGAAGGACUAUACCCCAUUCAAAGGCUAUGGCGCUUCCAAGACAGCCAAUAUCUAUUUCAGUAAUGAGAUUGAGCGCCGCUACGGAUCUCAACACCUGAACGCUUACUCCACCCAUCCCGGAAUGGCAAACACCAACAUUGGACAGUACUUGGAUCCGGAAACAGCCAAAGCCUUUUCGAGUUUUCCAGGAGCAAAACAGAUUACUAAGGAAGCAGCUCAAGGUGCCGCAGUGCCCGUACUCGCGGCUUUGUCCCAGGAGCUGGAAGGUAAAGGCGGCCUUUACCUUGAGGACUGUCGGCAAUCUGGACGGGCUGAAGGUGUCAACCCAAUCGAGCACCCAUACGGCUACGCCUCCUGGAUCGAAGACGAGGAGAGCCAACGGAAGCUAUGGGUCGAUAGUCUGGCUUUGGUUGGCGGCAAGGAUGACUAG